Molecule: messenger RNA, 3729 nt
Organism: Trichechus manatus latirostris (Florida manatee)
Lineage: Eukaryota; Metazoa; Chordata; Mammalia; Sirenia; Trichechidae
Gene: PREP
Product: prolyl endopeptidase
Exons: 13
Coding region: 55-1764 (569 amino acids)
Biological process (GO): proteolysis
Cellular component (GO): cytosol
Molecular function (GO): serine-type endopeptidase activity; oligopeptidase activity
Source: RefSeq, a predicted model, not a curated record
GUGUCCGCUGCCGGAGCCCUGCGUGCCCCACGCUGCCCCUGUCCGUCCCCGGCCAUGCUGUCCUUUCAGUACCCCGACGUGUACCGCGACGAGACUGCCGUACAGGAUUAUCAUGGGCAUCAAGUAUGUGACCCUUACGCUUGGCUUGAAGACCCGGACAGUGAACAGACAAAGGCUUUCGUGGAGGCGCAGAACAAGAUCACUGUGCCAUUUCUUGAGCAGUGCCCUAUUAGAGGUUUAUACAAAGAGAGAAUGACAGAACUGUAUGACUAUCCCAAGUAUAGCUGCCACUUCAAGAAAGGAAAACGGUAUUUUUAUUUCUACAAUACAGGUUUACAGAACCAACGAGUAUUAUAUGUCCAGGAUUCUUUAGAGAGCGAGGCCAGAGUCUUCCUUGACCCCAACAUCCUCUCUGAUGAUGGCACAGUGGCUCUCCGAGGCUAUGCAUUCAGUGAAGAUGGUGAAUAUUUUGCCUAUGGUCUGAGUGCCAGUGGCUCAGACUGGGUGACAAUCAAGUUCAUGAAAGUCGAUGGUGCCAAAGAGCUUCCUGAUGUACUUGAAAGGGUCAAGUUCAGCUGUAUGGCCUGGACCCAUGAUGGAAAGGGAAUGUUCUACAACUCAUACCCACAACAGGAUGGAAAAAGUGAUGGCACGGAGACAUCCACCAAUCUCCACCAAAAGCUCUACUACCAUGUCUUGGGGACCGAUCAGUCAGAGGAUAUUUUGUGUGCAGAGUUCCCUGAUGAGCCUAAAUGGAUGGGUGGAGCUGAGUUAUCUGAUGAUGGUCGCUAUGUCUUGUUAUCAAUCAGGGAGGGCUGCGAUCCAGUAAACCGGCUCUGGUACUGUGACCUACAGCAGGAAUCAAAUGGCAUCACUGGAAUUCUGAAGUGGGUAAAGCUGAUAGACAACUUUGAAGGAGAAUAUGACUACGUAACCAAUGAGGGGACAGUGUUCACGUUCAAGACAAAUCGCCAUUCUCCCAACUACCGCCUGAUCAACAUAGACUUCACGGAUCCUGACGAGUCUAAGUGGAAAGUGCUUGUUCCUGAGCAUGAGAAAGAUGUCUUAGAAUGGGUAGCUUGUGUCAGGUCCAACUUUUUGGUCUUAUGCUACCUCCAUGACGUGAAGAACAUUCUGCAGCUUCACGACCUGGCUACUGGCGCCUUCCUGAAGACCUUCCCACUCGAGGUUGGAAGCAUCGUGGGAUACAGUGGUCAGAAGAAGGAUACUGAAAUCUUCUACCAGUUUACUUCCUUUUUAUCUCCAGGUAUUAUUUAUCACUGUGAUCUUACCAAAGAGGAACUGGAGCCAAGAGUUUUCCGAGAGGUGACUGUGAAAGGAAUUGAUGCUUCUGAUUACCAGACAGUCCAGAUUUUCUACCCUAGCAAGGAUGGUACAAAGAUUCCAAUGUUCAUUGUACAUAAAAAAGGCAUAAAAUUGGAUGGCUCGCAUCCUGCUUUCUUAUAUGGCUACGGAGGCUUCAACAUAUCUAUUACACCCAACUACAGUGUGUCCAGGCUUAUUUUUGUGAGGCAUAUGGGUGGUGUCCUUGCAGUGGCCAAUAUCAGAGGAGGAGGUGAAUAUGGAGAGACGUGGCAUAAAGCCAUCAUUUAUGAAAAAUCUCACCGGGACGAAGGUAGACACCAGUGCUUGAGGCUGGUCAGCACUACCAGUGAGAGGGAUCUUCUCUUGUGGUUAGGAACUUCAGAGACCACCCUUCAGGUCUGUGCACCCACUUGUUCUUCUCUGCCUUCCCAAACCUGAGCCCAGACACUCUGGUUUUCUCCACAGACAAAUCAGCCAAGAUAAGGGUAGGGCUGUAAAGAGAUUUUCCUAAACCUGUUAGGUGUCCAGAUGUAGGAAGGACCCAGGCAUGAGCCAGUAUGCUUCACAGGGGCUGACAUAAGACAACAAAGUAUUUCAGCAUCUUAGCAAGAAUGAAUAAUCGUAAUUAACAGGUGCAAUCAGUAGGGCCUCUGGCCUGCCUGCCAUUGUUGGGUCAACUGCUGCCAGGAAUCAUGGCCAAAGAUUUUAUUAGUCAUUAUAGUUGAAACUUUAUAGAAUUCAGUGUAAAUUUUGCCUAAUAUUAGAGCUUAAUUAUACUAAAAUCAUGUUGUGAAACUAAGAUAUUAAAAGAUGCCUGAUAAAAGGAGAAUAAAUUAGAAUAAAGUCUCUAUAUAACAUAUGUUUGAUUUACAUUCCUAAUUCAUAUACUAAGUCUGGACCCCUUAACUCUCCAUGCUUUCCAAUUCAGCAUGUCUGUGGUACAUGUACUCAAACACAUGCCCAUAUGCACAGAUUCCUGAACCUGUGGCCCUUUCCUGAAAAAACCUGGAUUCUUCUCCAUAAAAACCUCUCUGAUCAUCAGGUGCCCACCAUGUUCCGACGGGAGGGUAUUCUUGGUCUUGGUUGACUCUCUUUUUCUAAUCUCUGUAUUAAUUAGAACCACCUUAUUGUCUAAAAGUCUUGGGGGGAAAUGAGGCUAAAACUCGACUCAGACGGAAAAUAGGCUAUCUGUAUUUAGACUGAUUCAGAAAUGUUCUCAAAAGUUAGCAGUGAAUGGGCUGGAAGUGGACCUUUUCCAGUUAUACCCCAGUAUAUUGAACAUUGAUAAAUCUAAAUUCCAUUCUAUUAAUUGAGUUUAAAAUUUAAUGCUCUUUAAAAAAAUAGUCAUCCCCAAAAUGAUAUUAUUCCUGGAAACUAAGUAAUCCUAGCUGUUCUAAUUCACCGAUAAUUUCUUAUUAAAAUCUUAAUAACAUUUUUUUGAUAUGAAAGCAUUUCUUCAGUAGCCCUGCUUCAUCUUUAAUUGAAUUUCUGCAAAAGUGGUUAAUAUUUAAUUAGAUCAGUCUGCUUUUUGUUCAUUCCAUAGGCAGUUCAUUUCUGACAUCUGUGCCUUUGAGGGGUUGCUUUUAACUUUGGUCUCUCCCCAGAGCAGGGAUUUAGAUAGUCUAAGACUGUGUAAUCAUUUCUCCCUUUAAGUUACUUCUGAGGUUUGGUACAGUGGUAUUACCACCAGCGAGAGGUAUCUUCUCUUGCAGUUAGGAACUUCAGAGACCACCCUUCAGAGCUGUGCACCCCCUUGUUCUUCUCUACAUUGAGAUCUUUCAUUCAAGAAUUGAGAACCUGUUGUGCUUUGCUGCAGCCCUGCCUCGCCCUAAUUUCUGCUCAUACUUUAAAGUAGUAAGCAAGGGCAAAAUUGGAGAAAUGUCUUCAUCACUUGCCCAUUUCAAAUUUCUGCAGAAUGAAGGGAGAGCAAAGUGAAAGUGCUUUCGUCUUCACAGAGGGGAAGCUUGCCCUACGCCAACUGCCAGCUCUGACCUCAUGUGUCAGAGGACUGUGCACUGCUGGAACUUUUGUUUCUUUUUUAAAUUCCGCUUCUCCAAAAUAUAGAAGUUGUAGUAGUAAUGAUGGAUUUCCACAAAAUGUAACAAAAUUUAAACGGAAGCAUUUUUAAAUGUAUUAUUAGCCGGUUGUUUUGAAGUUGUUUAGGUUAAUCAGUAGUUGAAACUAUGCCCUAUCAUCAUCCGAACUCCCUUUAGGUUCAAUGGUUAUGUUUUUAUUUGUUUUUUAACUAAUUGUCUUCAUUUGGGCACAUUGUAGGUGGUAUCUUGGCCAACAAACAAAACUGCUUUGAUGAUUUUCAGUCUGCUGCCGAAUAUCUUAUAAAGGAAGGUUACACAUCUCCCAAGAGGCUGACUAUUAAUGGAGGUUCAAAUGGAGGACUGUUAG